AUUCAUGGCAAACAUAUUAAAUACAGACAACGAACACGAAUCACUCACACACUUUAAAUACUUUCACAACAAACUUAUUAAAUCCACAGAAUUCUGAGGAAUUCGCAAACUAUUUCCUACAUUCAAGAAGUAGUUAAACUCUUUAAUCAUCAUAGGUAGUCAAACUUACCAAUCAUGAUGCAAUUGAAUAGGGCGUGCCUGGGAAAACCCGGUCACACAAUGUUUCUCAAGAGUCGCACAGUUCAACCGGUUGUGGUCUCUGCGAAUCGGUUUAAAGCGAUGUUGGGCAGAUCGUAUAUGGCAGAGAAGCAUGAGAAAAAAGCUGCUGAUGAAGAGGAGCAUCGCUAUAUGGAAUAUCUCAAGGAGGGCAGCGAUAAGCUUUGCAGUUGCUUCACUAACGUGGGUCAAGUAUCGUUUGACGAGGAGCAUCAGGCGCGAUUGGAUCAGGAAGUGAGGGAAGAUGAAAUUAGGAAAAGACAAGUUAAAAAGGAGGAUGAACAGCAUCGCAAGGAGCGCAUAAUGCGAGCGAAUCGUAUAUUGGAGAACCUCAAAUCGGGUCAACGAGCCCUUCACCAUGCGCUCGUCGAAAGCGAAUUGAGUUACCAGAGAAACUUCAAUGAAACUCUUAACCGUGAGAUCGCAGAAGAUGCAGUACGUCAACAGCGUUUGGACGAACAGCAAUGUCCAGAGGAAUUGAUACCAUUUUGUGGAGUCACCGAAGAACAGGAGAAAGCUGAGCAGGCGAAGAAGUCGUUGGACAUACGCGAAUACUUCCAAAAGGAGCUAGCGGAAAGACACCAACAACGACUUGACCAAAAGGAGAAAGAGCAAUGCGAAGUAAUCAUUGAGCGAGCACAAUAUAAAUGUCUGCAAGAGGAGGAAGAGAAAGCAACCAAGAAAUUGGCGGAAAGCAAGCGAGAGUUUUGUCGUCGUGCCUACAAGGAAGCGCUUAAGGAAAAAGCGGAAGCUGCAAAGCUUGAGCACAUUUAUGACAAGAUCGAAGACCGUGUCAUAUGUGUGGAUAAGGUGAUGCGGCGUAAGCUGGAUUCGCGAAACGGACGCGCAAUAAAAACGCUGCGAGAGAAUCAAAUACGUGAUCGAGAAGCAAUCGCCAUAAAGCUCUGCCGUGUGCAACAGGCCAAGCGUCGUGAAGAGGAGGAACAUCAGCGCGAAAUCGUGGAACAUCAUGAUGUAGAAGUGAAUGCAGACGCAGAGAGCAGACUUUGUCGAGUAAAAGAGUUGCGCAAGGAGCGAAUUGCUUAUCAAAAGGAAGAGCGUAAACAGUUGGCAGAGAAUCGCAAACGAGAUGCGCAAAUCCAUCGCUUCCAUGUUGCUGAACGCUUCAAGAACCAGCUGACUAACGAACGCUUCGCAAUCAUGCAGAAACGAAAGAAAGAGAUCGAAACAGAUAAUUUGCGUAAACUGCUUCACGGUCAACGGGAUGAGUUCCUCGCACGUCGCAAUAAUGAAUUGAUGCGCAUAUCGGCCUGUGAAGACGAUCCAUAUCUGCAGGAUGACGUUGCCUUCUUCGAUGAUGCUGUCAAAAUGGUCAAGCACGCCAAGGAAGGAGGUCGUCCAGUUUAUCCCAUGGCCAAGGUAGUUGAGGAUUAUCGCCGCAAAAACCAGAUCGAUAUGGUGCCCGAGGGUCGCAUGGUGCGCAGGAAUAAGCUGCGCGAUUAUUGCUGGCCAGGCUAUCAUUCCAAGGCAGACUUGGCCUACCGAAAGUACGAUCAAAAGGAAGAGUGCCGCCAGAAGCAGGAGAAUAAUCGUCAUGGCAUCUUCGACAAGUGCAUAAAAAUUACCAAAAUGGCCACAGAGGAGAAACCCUAUAAGAAGUGCGCCAUGGAGUGUCCCAUCAAGUGCAUCCAAUAUCGCGGUUUACCAGCUAUGGACGACGUCGACUCCUUCGAUUGUGGCAGCAAUGUGUGCUACAAAACCCUGCGCACAGCAAACUAAUUAUUAGCUCUUUUCUAUAAUUUUAACAAAGAUUCAUACUUUUAAACUAUAAAAAAAGCGAACACAUUAUCAAAUCAAAAGAAGUUU
Molecule: messenger RNA, 2043 nt
Organism: Drosophila albomicans
Lineage: Eukaryota; Metazoa; Arthropoda; Insecta; Diptera; Drosophilidae
Product: trichohyalin-like
Exons: 2
Coding region: 175-1956 (593 amino acids)
Source: RefSeq, a predicted model, not a curated record